CUUCGUGAGCAAAGAGUAGCCCAGUAAAGCGAUGACAAAUCUAACCACAUCUGCCAGGAAAUCGUCUGGCCUUCCACAAAAAUCCCAUCAAAACAGAUAUUUUUUUGGUGGCCAAACGUAAUGAGAUAGUGUGAGCAAGCAAAAUCAGAAAUUCGCUGGGCAUGGCGAAAUUGAACUGUCUGUUAUGGGAAAGAGCAUGCUGUCUAGGUGGAAGUGGACAACAUAAUAACCCCAAAAUAUGGGCCUGCAGGAAAUUGAACCAGGUACCCACAGGCCAAAAUCAUCGUUCAAAUCUCCUAAAACUUACGGUGGUUGCAGCGACCGAGGGCUCUGCCAAAUCGAAAGAGACGGCAGACGAAAAAAUCCCGUCGUGGGCGAGGCCCGAUUCAGGCGAAACUCCCCCCUGGGCUCGCAAUGAAUUUCAGAAGGACAAUGAAGCCGAGAAGCCAUUUCAGAUUCCCUUUUAUGUCUACUUGCUUUCCUCUGCCAUUGUCGCCAUUGCCGCGGUUGGUUCUAUUUUUGAAUAUGUGAAUCAAAACCCUAUAUUUGGAGUUGUGAAUCCUGAUAGUGUUUUCUAUGCUCCUGUGCUUGGGUUCUUUGCCUUAACUGGUUUACCUACCUCUGGCUUCCUGUGGUACAAGUCUAUUCAAGCUGCAAAUAAAGCAGCAGAGGAACAGGAUAGAAAAGAUGGUUAUUGAUGACAGUUUACUGUUCAGUUAGAUACAUCGAUGACAGUUUACUGUUCAGUUAGAUACUUUUCUUUUAUACUUGUGGCCUUCCAAUAUUCACAAGGUAUAUACAGACUAAAUGUAAAGAAGCAAUUGCAUAUUCUUGAUGUUCAUUCUUUUUGUAUGUUAAUUAUUAACUUUAUUUUAUUUCGUAGAGGUCAAAGAAUAGCUGCGUCCAUAAAAAUAUUUGAUAUUUAAUUUAAUAAAAAAAUGUGCAUUUAUCCA
This is a messenger RNA of Cryptomeria japonica (Japanese cedar), 953 nucleotides long. RefSeq lists its product as uncharacterized. NCBI's taxonomy places the organism in Eukaryota, Viridiplantae, Streptophyta, Pinopsida, Cupressales, Cupressaceae. The transcript has 3 exons. Bases 162 to 698 code for a protein of 178 amino acids. The record is from RefSeq and is a predicted model, not a curated record.